Molecule: messenger RNA, 957 nt
Organism: Anisakis simplex (herring worm)
Lineage: Eukaryota; Metazoa; Nematoda; Chromadorea; Rhabditida; Anisakidae
Source: the annotation of a GenBank genome assembly
AUGAAAAUGGAUCCAGACUACGGCCAUCAGAUUAACCCAGUUAGUCGUUUAAUGCAGGUGAUGCAAGCCCGAAAAGACACCGAACCAAAGUUUCAGUUAAUCGCUGAACAUGGCCAAAGUAGAUAUAAAGAAUUCGUUGUCGAGGUGACAUGUGGUGAAGAAUUGCGAUGUGAGGGUACAGGUCCAAAUAAGAAGCUCGCGAAACGUGCUGCUGCAGAAGCAAUGCUAGCACGUAUCGGGUACGUGAAACCGAUGCCGAAACCGGGUAAGAGUCUUCUCAAGAAACGUAACGACGCAUGCAGAAUCGUCGAUAGUGAGCAACCGAAACCACUUGAAAUUGGAGUAUUCAACGCGGACGAGUUGAUCACAUCAUCACAAACGAAUUCGAUGACAACGUCAGUGAACGAGAGUGAUGAUUCGAAUGCGCGAAACGAUUCUGAGAAUAGUCCGAAAGAGUCCGUUUCUGAAGUGACCCUAUCGGUGACAGCCACAAUCGGUUCACAAGUGAUGACGUUCGCAGAUGUCGAUCAGACAGCUCGCGCUGACGAUCAUCACACCGUUUGGGGAUCUGCUGCUGCUGCGGCAGAAUCCACAAGUUUCCCUGAUGCGGAAUCAAGAAACGUAACGAAUGAAUGCGAGAAUGAUGACACUAACAAAUCGUCAACUAAACCAACAACACCGGCCAAUAAACGUCAUGUCACUUUUAGCAAUGAAGUUAGCGCAUGCCCUCCACCAGAUGACAGCAAUUAUCCGUCGGCUUUAAUCACACCACUCAAAUCUGAGAUGCUCUUCGUUAGCAAAAUGCGCAAGCGUGGUCGCGAUUCAAAGAAGCUUUUAAGCGAUGAACAAAAAAGAGAAAUGGCCGAAAUGGCACGUGAGUUCUUGGCGGGUUGGAACGCUGCUGAAAAUGCGUCUCUUGUGAAGGCAUAUGCUGAGAAUGCACCCAAAAGUAAGUGA